Rubroshorea leprosula is the source of this 3249-nucleotide messenger RNA. The record is from the annotation of a GenBank genome assembly. Lineage: Eukaryota; Viridiplantae; Streptophyta; Magnoliopsida; Malvales; Dipterocarpaceae.
AGUUAUAGAUGUCGAAAAUUUGGGAAGAUUGUUUCCAUAUUAUUUCCAAGUCUGCUAGGAUAGAGUUGGAGAAUGAAGCUACUUUCUUCUGCAUUUUUGCUGGCUUCUACUCACUUCUGCUUCAUCUUCUUCUUGUCAUCAGUCGAAAAAUCCAGAGCUCAAAAUGCCACCACUGACCCAUCCGAAGUGAGAGCAUUGAACUCAAUCUUCCAACAAUGGGACAUACAGGCACCGCCGAAUUCCUGGAAUAUCAGCGGCGAACCAUGCACCGGAACUGCUCUGAGCCAAAACUAUUCCGUUUUCGACGAUCCUUCCAACAAUCCGGCCAUCACAUGUGAUUGCACCUUCAACGAUUCCACUACCUGUCACAUCACCAGACUAGUGAAUGAACUGAAAAUACAAGGGGUGAUGGCGGAGGAGCUUUUGGCUUUCAAAUUCUUAACCUUUCUGAAGAUCGAUCAAAAUUACUUCACCGGUCCAUUGCCGGCAUGGAUUGGAAAUUUAUCUACCUUGCAGUUGUUAUCAAUUGCUUCAAAUAAUUUCUCUGGAACACUCCCACCAGAACUUGGUAAUUUAGUCAAACUUAAACAACUUUACAUUAGCAGCUGUGGAGUUGGUGGUGAAAUUCCCUCAACAUUUGCUAACCUUGUAAACAUGCGACUCAUGUGGGCAUCAGACAAUCCUUUCACAGGCAAGAUACCCGGUUUCAUUGGCAACUGGACAAACCUUACAUCAUUGAGAUUUGAAGGGAACUCCUUUGAAGGUCCUAUACCACCCAGUUUUUCUAAAUUAACCUCUCUAAAUUCUCUGCGAAUCAAUGGUUUAUCCAAUGUGAGCUCUUCUCUUGAUUUUAUUAGAAAUUUAAAGAAUUUAACUGACUUAAUUUUAAGAAAUGCACUAAUUACUGGUAGUAUUCCAUCUGAUAUUGGAGAACUCCAAUCUUUACAAAAUCUGGAUUUGAGUUUCAAUAACUUGACAGGCCAAAUUCCAAGUGCUUUGUUCACCAUAAGUUCUCUUACAUACUUGUUUCUUGGAAAUAAUAGUCUGUCUGGUACCAUCCCUAGCCAAAAGAGUGAAAACCUAAUGAAUAUAUAUUUAUCUUACAAUUUUCUGUCUGGAAUCUUUCCCCCAUGGGUGAACACAAUCUCACAACUGAAUCUAGUAGCCAACAACUUCACAUUUGACAGUUCAAACAUAAGUCCUUUUCCAGGAUUGCAUUGCCUUCAAAGAAGCUUCCAAUGCAACAGGAACUCUCCACGCUAUUCAAAUUUCUCAAUCAAGUGUGGUGGCCCAGAGGUGACAGUUGAUCGAAUAAAAUAUGAGGCCGACAACUCCUCCCUUGGCACAGCAUCGUUUUAUGUAAUUGAUUCUGAUAAACUGGGAGUUAGCAAUGUGGGUUUGUUUUCCGACAGAAGUAGUCAAACCUAUGUGCAAAACGCCGUGGAACAAGUGAUACACACCGGCUCGCCGGAGCUUUUUAAGACCUCGAGGAUAUCCCCUGGAUCACUCAGAUACUAUGGCUUAGGCCUAGAGAAUGGACCUUAUAUGGUGAACUUGCUUUUUGCGGAAACAACCUUCAAAGAUCGAAGUACACAAACUUGGGAGAGUCUGGGAAGGCGAAUUUUUGAUAUUUAUAUUCAGGGAACCAUCGUAUUGAAGGAUUUUGACAUAUCGAAAGAGGCAGGUGGGGUUAACAAAGCGAUCACUAAGAAUUUCAACGCUACCGUGACGGAGAACUAUCUUGAAAUUCACCUAUUCUGGGCUGGUAAGGGAACAUGCUGCAUACCAGAACAAGGUUACUAUGGAUCAUCUAUUUCAGCAAUCCAUGUGGUAUCAACUUUCACACCAAAUAUAAGUGGGACUACCCCGCGUACAGCAAAAGAGAAUAGGACUCGGUUGAUUGUUGGCAUUGCAGCUCUUGUCGGAGUUGUCACCUUCACCUCGAUAUUGAUAUUUGGACUUUUCUACGUGAGAAGGAGAAAAGAUGAUGAUGACGAAGAGCUUCUUGGAAUAGCACCCAGACCAAACACCUUCAGUUAUGCUGAGUUGAGAGCUGCAACUGAUAACUUUAGUCCCUCAAAUAAGUUAGGAGAAGGGGGAUUUGGUCUGGUAUACAAGGGUAAACUUUCUGAUGGGCGGGUAGCAGCUGUGAAGCAGCUUUCAGUAGCAUCUCACCAAGGGAAGAGUCAAUUUGUUACUGAGAUUGCUACCAUAUCUGCAGUGCAACAUCGCAACCUUGUUAAACUGUACGGAUGCUGCAUUGAAGGAAAGAGACACCUCCUUGUUUAUGAGUAUCUUGAGAACAAAAGCCUUGACCAAGCACUCUUUGAAAAUAAAGCCUUGCAUCUUGAUUGGCCAACCCGGUUCAGUAUCUGCCUGGCAACGGCUCGGGGACUAGCUUAUCUUCAUGAGGAAUCAUGGCCAAGGAUCGUACACAGAGAUGUGAAGGCAAGUAACAUUUUGCUUGAUGCUGAGCUGUGUCCGAAAAUAUCUGACUUUGGAUUGGCAAAACUAUAUGAUGACAAGAAAACUCACAUCAGCACCCGUGUUGCAGGAACCAUUGGCUAUUUGGCACCAGAGUAUGCAAUGCGGGGGCACCUCACUGAGAAGGCAGAUGUUUUUGGCUUUGGUGUUGUUGCUUUGGAAAUUGUCAGUGGAAGACCAAACUCUGACAACAGCCAGGGCAAAGACAAGAUCUAUCUUCUUGAAUGGGCAUGGACUCUCUAUGAAAGCAACCAAAGUCUAGGUCUGGUGGAUCCAACCCUAGUGAAGUUUGAUGAAAAUGAAGCUUUAAGAAUGAUAAGAGUGGGACUCUUGUGUACGCAAGCAUCACCAAUGAUGCGACCACCCAUGUCAAGGGUCGUAGCUAUGCUUGCUGGGGAUAUUGAAGUGAGCCCUGUUGCCUCAAAACCAAGUUAUUUAACUGACUGGGAUUUUAUGGACGUAACAACCAGCUCCAUGGCUGAAAACACACGGUCUACUGGAUCUGAGCUGGAGCUAUCUCCAUUAAAUAUAACUGAAUUCAGUGACAUUAUUGGGGAAGGAAGGUGAGAGCUGAGAUGUUCUAUCUUGCAAGCUCCAUUUUGCUACUUUUCCUACUUAUAGCUCUGCUACAUAUUUUCUAGCUCUGUAUGUUGAUCAUUUCUCUCUGUGUGAACUGAACAAGAUGAUGAAAUAUUGGCAUCCAAUAAGGCUGCAGUGUGCUGUGUUUUUAACUUAGGAUGUCAUUCCUAUCGUGUAGUAAUAAUA